UCGAGACUGACCACUGCACCAUGGCCUUCCUCAGCAAACGUGGAGAAUUCACCAAGGAGCACAGCAGGAGCCCACUGGACGAUCGAUCUGCCCGGUCUGACCCAAACUCCACCUCCGCAAGCCUCCAGGACACAGCCGUGUGCGCGAGAUGCUGCCUCAAAAUCACUGAUAAAUAUCUACUCAUGGUGAAUGGUCUGUUCUGGCAUAUGCGCUGUCUGUCCUGCAGCGUGUGUCACACGGCCCUCAGUGAGCGCAACAGCUGCUACAUCAGAGGCAGAGAGGUUUACUGCAAACCCCAUUACUACAGGAGGUGCCGGUGUGCAUGCUGUGGUCAGUCGGUGCGGUCCAGUGACUGGGUGCGCAGAGUGAAGGGGAAUGUUUAUCACCUGGCCUGCUUCUCCUGCUGCUCGUGUAAAAGGCAGCUGGGUACAGGAGAGCAGUUCGCUGUGGUGCAGGAGACGCUGUUGCUCUGCAGGAUGCAUUACGACUGCAUGCUUCAACAGCUUCAGCAAGGAAACUGUGUAACUAUUGGAGAUGGUGGAGCUAAGCCGUCUAAACGAGUGCGCACCUGUUUCACAGCAGAGCAGCUGCAGAUAAUGCAGGUCCAGUUUGCGCUGGACAGCACUCCUGAUGCUCAGGCCCUGCAGACACUGGCGGAGAAAACCGGACUGAGCCGAAGAGUCAUCCAGGUCUGGUUUCAGAACUGCAGAGCGAGGCAUAAGAAGCACGCGGGUCCGAGUCACUGUGCGGUAACAGCCGCUGGACACCUGAACCCGUCUCUGGAACAGCAUCUGUGGUCCACUUCCACACUGUCCACGCUGCAGGACUACAGUGACAGUGAACCCCAGUGCGGUCUGGUCCUCAUUUCAGCAUCCAGGGUUCUCUACCUGGCCACAGAGCAAAUCUCUCCUGACUAUGAAGAACCAGCUCAGUUCUACACAGAAACAUACCACUAG
Messenger RNA from Pygocentrus nattereri (red-bellied piranha), 956 nucleotides. Its product is annotated as LIM/homeobox protein Lhx8. Gene Ontology annotation, biological process: forebrain neuron development; regulation of transcription by RNA polymerase II; neuron differentiation. Gene Ontology annotation, cellular component: nucleus. The transcript is spliced from 8 exons. Gene Ontology annotation, molecular function: RNA polymerase II transcription regulatory region sequence-specific DNA binding; DNA-binding transcription factor activity, RNA polymerase II-specific. The record is from RefSeq and is a predicted model, not a curated record. Lineage: Eukaryota; Metazoa; Chordata; Actinopteri; Characiformes; Serrasalmidae. Bases 21 to 956 code for a protein of 311 amino acids.